UGUUGUAAAAAAACUUACAACACAAUCCAUCUAUUAUAAUCAGAUGAGGACACUCGCAACAGGUCAGUCUUCACCUGACUGCACACCAGAGACGUACAGAUCUUUCUUAUUGCAGGUAAAACAGACAUUCCAAGUCUCCAAUGGAAGUAGGGCAGCCUAUACAUCCACUUCAGCAGAGGCCUCCAGGAUACUCUACUGGAUUCCCUACCUCUCAGAGUUAUCCCAGCACUCCAGGUCAACCUGCGCAGCAUUAUGGAGCUCCGGCAGCACCUGUCCAGUACGUAAAUCGGCCAAAUCCGGUGCAGACUGUGGUCACUGUGCAGCCUCCAGUUAAUGUGUCCUUCACUCCACUGACCAAUCCAGAGUCAGAUUACCUGUGCUACUCCAUCUUUACCCUGCUGUGCUGCUGCAUGCCUCUGGGAUCCGCUGCUCUUGUUUACUCCAUCACUACUCGGGAUGCUAACAUGUUUGGACAUCAACCAAUAGCAAGCAGAAACUCCAGAAUGGCUCGCAUCCUUAACCAUGUCAAUGUUGGUGUUGGCCUCCUCUUCUGGUUGAUCGGUGUCAUCUAUAUCAUUAUUGCUGCAACAAUUUUAAAACUCCAUAACUAGACAAAAAGUGUAAGAAAUAUUGGUAGGAUGAAAGAAAGUUAUACAAACAUGAACACAUUUUUUGAUUACACAAACGGAUACACAAUUGAAAACACAAUUUGGUGGUCUGCUUUUAGAUGUUACUAGUGUUGCUCAAGUUAUUGAUAUAAGAGCUGUAAGACUCCAAAUGCAUAAGGAGCCUAAUCUAUAGGGCCAGUGAGGAAUGAUUCGUGCAACUCACCUGCCUUAUUAUUAUUUACAUAAUUAAAACACAUUUUUUUUAAAGUUCAUUAUUUUUUUUAAAAACAAUGAAAGCUUUGACUGUACAUGUAUCAUCAAUUAAAACAUUUCUUCUUAUCUUUGUUCUAUCAUAAAGCUUUGGUAAUCAAUAAUAAAUGUAUUUAACAUUA
Molecule: messenger RNA, 1000 nt
Organism: Pimephales promelas (fathead minnow)
Lineage: Eukaryota; Metazoa; Chordata; Actinopteri; Cypriniformes; Leuciscidae
Cellular component (GO): membrane
Source: RefSeq, a predicted model, not a curated record